Messenger RNA from Aspergillus steynii IBT 23096, 1188 nucleotides. RefSeq lists its product as uncharacterized. Lineage: Eukaryota; Fungi; Ascomycota; Eurotiomycetes; Eurotiales; Aspergillaceae. Gene Ontology annotation, biological process: DNA-templated transcription initiation. Gene Ontology annotation, cellular component: transcription factor TFIID complex. Bases 278 to 865 code for a protein of 195 amino acids. The transcript is spliced from 2 exons. The record is from RefSeq and is a predicted model, not a curated record.
UCUCAACCAGGAAGGCGCUCCGUUGGUGGACAUCUUGAAUCUGAUGUCGCUAUCAUGCGAAGAGCGACUGCGAACCGUGGUUGACUACUCCUCCACACUCGCGCGGAGCCGUCGCGAACAUUCCCACGGAGAUGUUCCUCUGGAAUGGAAUGAAUUAGCCGUGCCAUCUCCUACUGCCAACGGGACCGGAGGUAGUCCCAAGACUCCGCUCAAGAGAUCCCAAUCGGCGGCCGACCAACCGGGACCCAAAAGUCUUCCGGAGAAAUACCGUCUGCUCAUGGACAAAGACAACUCCAGCGAGGAAAGCCGUGCGGCCAAACGUGCCAAGCGCGGUGCCAAUGCCAUUCUGGGCGAGGGCGCAGGCACCAAGUCGGAGUCGACGGACAUCCCCGGCUCGGGCGCAUCGACUCCCAUCAUGGGCGAGAGAGCGCCCAGUCUUGAUAAGAAAGGCAUGUCGAAGAAAGAAGCCCGCAAGAUGGUGGAUGCCAAAGCCAGCGAGGCCCAGCAACACCAGCAGUCGGUGGAGACGGCGCGACUGGCGACCAACAGCAUGUUGUCCGGUCGCAUGUUUGGACAGAAGAAAUCCUACUCGUGGCUCAACCGGGGCUCCGCGGGCGGCAGCGGCUUUUCCACACCGUCACGAGCCAACGCCGCCACGCCUAGUGCGACCCCCGACAAGGCUGGACGAACCGGGGAACCCGCCACGGUGCCGGCCAAGCGACUGGGAACCUGGCGAGAGGACAAGGAGAAAGGGGCCGGCGUUCAGGUCCGGGAUAUUCUGUUCAUGCUGGAGCUUGAUGGGCGAGGGUCCCGGCACGUCCAGAAGGCGUAUUCCAAGGAUCUCAAAGAGGAUCGCGCGGAUUGACGAACGCACCCCUUUUUUCUUUUCUUUUUUUCUCUACAAUUUCCUGCCUUCCUUACUGAUAAUCUAGACCGUCGGUCAAGUCUGUUCCACUAUUUUCGCACGGUUACUGCGCAGGACCGUGGUCACUGGCGUUGCGGGUACUUCUUGGUUCUCCUUACGUGGGGUUUUCACUUCGUGGAUGUGUUCUUUUAUUUCGAUCUAUUAAUCACUGCGAGCAUUUUCGAGAGGCGGGCCGGGGGAAACCACAGCAUUCGAAUGCAUUUCCAUGACGAUUUAUUUCCAUGUGUUCCCUGCCUGCUUUGUUUUUUUUUUUCUUCUCAUGU